This is a messenger RNA of Pelmatolapia mariae (spotted tilapia), 1378 nucleotides long. Its product is annotated as acetylcholine receptor subunit alpha-like. Lineage: Eukaryota; Metazoa; Chordata; Actinopteri; Cichliformes; Cichlidae. Gene Ontology annotation, cellular component: neuron projection; synapse; plasma membrane. Bases 14 to 1378 code for a protein of 454 amino acids. Gene Ontology annotation, molecular function: transmembrane signaling receptor activity; acetylcholine-gated monoatomic cation-selective channel activity. The transcript is spliced from 9 exons. The record is from RefSeq and is a predicted model, not a curated record. Gene Ontology annotation, biological process: regulation of membrane potential; monoatomic ion transmembrane transport; nervous system process.
UUUACUCGCAACAAUGAAUGUUGUGAUUUUUGUUUUUCAUCUAGUCACCCUAACAGGCACGGCCUGGGGCUCCUUGGAAGAAACACUUCUAUUUAAAACCCUUUUCACUGGUUACAAUAAGGUUGUCCGUCCUGUCAGUCAUUUCAAGGACAAAGUGAACGUUACUGUGGGUCUUCAGCUCAUUCAGCUCAUCAGUGUGGAUGAGGUUAACCAGAUUGUCACCAGCAAUGUGCGACUGAAACAGAAAUGGAAAGAUGUGAACUUGCAGUGGAACCCAGAGGAUUAUGGUGGCAUCAAAAAGAUCAGAGUACCUUCCAGGGACAUUUGGCGUCCUGAUCUGGUUCUUUACAACAAUGCCGACGGUGACUUUGCCAUUGUUCAUGAGACCAAAGUGCUGCUGGAGUACACUGGGAUGAUCACAUGGAACCCACCCGCCAUCUUCAAAAGCUACUGUGAAAUUAUUGUGUUGCAUUUCCCCUUCGACCUCCAGAACUGCAGCAUGAAGCUGGGUACCUGGACCUACGAUGGGAACUUGGUCGUCAUCAAUCCCGACAGUGACCGCCCAGAUCUGAGCCACUUUAUGGAAAGCGGAGAAUGGGUGAUGAAGGAUUUCCGUGGCUGGAAGCACUGGGUGUACUACGCCUGCUGCCAAGACACCCCCUACCUGGACAUCACCUACCAUUUCCUCAUGCUGCGGCUUCCUCUGUACUUCAUUGUUAAUGUCAUCAUCCCGUGCAUGCUCUUUUCCUUCCUCACUGGCCUUGUCUUUUAUCUUCCCACGGAUUCUGGUGAGAAGAUGACCCUCAGCAUCUCUGUCCUGUUGUCUCUGACUGUGUUCCUGCUGGUCAUUGUGGAACUGAUCCCAUCUACCUCUAGCGCUGUACCACUCAUUGGGAAGUACAUGCUCUUCACCAUGGUGUUUGUCAUUGCAUCCAUCAUCAUCACUGUCAUUGUUAUCAACACCCACCACCGCUCCCCGAGCACUCACACAAUGCCACACUGGGUCCGCAAGGUUUUUAUCGAAACCAUUCCCAACAUCAUGUUCUUCUCAACAAUGAAACGCCCGGGAAAGGAAAAGCAGAUAAAAACCAUCUAUGGAGCUGAUUUUGAUAUCUCAGAUAUCUCUGGAAACCAGGCCUCUGCUGUUCCCUACUACUCACCCAUCACAAAGAAUCCUGAUGUGCGCAGUGCCAUUGAUGGGGUCAAAUACAUCGCAGAAACCAUGAAAUCAGAUGAGGAAUCCAGCAGUGCUGCUGAAGAGUGGAAGUUUGUGGCCAUGGUGUUGGAUCACAUUCUGCUUUGUGUCUUUAUGGCUGUGUGUCUAAUUGGCACAUUAGCGGUGUUCGCAGGCCGCCUCAUUGAGCUGAGUAUGCUUUAA